AUCCUGGAAGCAUAGGGUGUGGGACUGGGUGCACCCUGGACAAGGUGCCAGUCCACUGCAGUGCAAUCUCACACACGAAAGGCAACCGAGAGCGACUGCCACUGGGGAAGGAAACCAGAGCACCUGGAAGAAAGCCAGACAAACUCCCUGAGGGCAUGAAAACUGCACGCAACGAGUCGGGAUUGAGAGAUUUGACCAGGCACUGUGAGGCACCAGCGCUACCUGCUGUGCCGCUAAUCUGCCCAGGAGAGGAGGGCUCAGAGUCCCACGGGGACACAGCGGCCAGCGAGGUCAGUCGGGGGCGCACGCUGUGUCAGUCCUGCGCCGGCGCCGUGCUGAAGGUGCUGAGCGGCCUGCUGGUGGUCCUGUUCAUCUCCUCAUCCUGGGUGGGCACCACGCAGGUGGUCCAGCUCACCUUCCAGUCCUUCUCCUGUCCCUUUUUCGUCACCUGGUUCAGCACCAACUGGAACAUCCUCUUCUUCCCACUCUACUACUCGGGUCACCUGGUCACCACGCGGGAGAAGCAGUCGCCGAUUCAGAAAUUCAGGGAGUGCAGUCGAAUUUUUGGCGAGGAGGGCCUGACCCUCAAGCUCUUUAUAAAGCGCACAGCCCCCUUCUCCAUCCUGUGGACCCUCACCAACUACCUGUACCUGCUGGCCCUGCGCAAGCUGACUGCUACCGAUGUCUCGGCCCUCUACUGUUGCCACAAGGCCUUUGUGUUCCUGCUGUCCUGGAUUGUCCUGAAGGACCGCUUUAUGGGUGUGCGGAUAGUGGCAGCCAUCAUGGCCAUCACGGGCAUCGUCAUGAUGGCAUACGCAGAUGGUUUCCACGGGGACUCUAUCAUAGGCGUGGCUUUGGCUGUGGGCUCGGCGUCCACCUCCGCCCUCUACAAGGUGCUGUUCAAGAUGUUCCUGGGCAGUGGUAAUCUGGGUGAAGCGGCGCACUUCUUCUCCACGCUGGGUUUCUUCAACCUGGUCUUCAUCUCCUGCGUGCCUCUGGUCCUCUACUUCACCAAGGUGGAGCACUGGGGCUCGCUGUCCUCGCUGCCCUGGGGGUACCUGUGUGGGGUGGCGGGCCUCUGGCUGGUAUUCAACAUCCUGGUCAACGUGGGUGUGGUGCUCACCUACCCUAUCCUCAUUUCCAUCGGGACGCUGCUCAGCGUACCUGGCAACGCAGCAGUGGACGUGCUGAAGCACGAGGUGAUCUUCAGUGUGGUGCGCCUGGCGGCCACCUGUAUCAUCUGCUUGGGCUUCCUGCUGCUCCUCCUACCCGAGGAAUGGGACUCGGUGACGCUGCGCUUCCUCGCCGCCUUUGCCGACAAGAAGCCCGAGGAGCACGGCGAGGAGCUGACCGAGUCCAGCGUGCACACGCGCAGUCGGAGCCGCGCCAACGGCACCGUGUCCAUCCCGCUGGCAUGACCCCGCCGCUCACGCCGUCCCGCACCCGUCUACAUGCGACCCGCCGACCUCACGCGUCCGCUCCCCCAAUCCGAUCGGCCUGCGCGGACGCCUUUAGAACGGGGGAACUGAGUGAAGUGCGUCAAGAGCGGCGAAGGUGCCUGUGAGCUGACACGCCACCCCCCUCCAUCUCCUCCACCGACCAGUCCCCUCCAAAGGGAGCUCCGGGUGCGGGAGCUCUAUGGCUCACUUUGCUGGCAGGGAGGCACAAUGCUCCUUUUUUGCCUUUCUGACCGCACCCGAGCCCACCCUUGCACGCCAUUCGCCGUCCGCCCAAGCCUGCGGGCACCCCCGGCCUCCCGGAUCUGCACCUCGGACUGUAUUCUGUGAAUAUAAAUAUCCACAGGGCCAGUAUGGCUCCAUCUUACUGUAUUAACUGAUCACAUCCAUGAAUAUAUCAACAGACUCUUUCGGUUUUCCUUCUUAGUGUUACGUAAGGAAUCAUGGGGUGUGAAAUAAACCAUGCUUAAUAAAACGUUUUUUCUUUUGUAAUAAAAGAAAAAAUUGCUCUCACUUGAAAGUGUGUUUUUUUUUUUUUAAUUUUAUUUUUAAAUUUUGCCAUAGAACCAUAGAAAACACGUCCUCAUGCUCUAAAGCACACGCUGACUGAGAGCAGAGCCAGAAGCAUUAAAUUGCUGGAAUUAGCUUAUUUCCAGAUUUUCUCGAAUACAACUCGUACUUUUUUCCCCAAAAUUCAAGUUUAAAAAUCGGGGUGU
Messenger RNA from Scleropages formosus (Asian bonytongue), 2173 nucleotides. RefSeq names its product solute carrier family 35 member F4 (gene slc35f4). Gene Ontology annotation, cellular component: membrane. Lineage: Eukaryota; Metazoa; Chordata; Actinopteri; Osteoglossiformes; Osteoglossidae. The coding region runs from base 156 to 1418 and encodes 420 amino acids. The transcript is spliced from 7 exons. Gene Ontology annotation, molecular function: transmembrane transporter activity. Gene Ontology annotation, biological process: transmembrane transport. The record is from RefSeq and is a predicted model, not a curated record.